AUGUCAAAACCAAGAGACUACAGCAGCCAGUCCUACUCCCCCAGCAGCAAGAAGCCGCUCAGAAGCGUCCCGACCGACAGAGUCGAUUCAUCGGGAAAAUUCAAGGAGAAGGAGGAGUUGGUUGGACUCAAUGACAAGUUCGUCGCGCUCAUUGAAAAGGUGAAACACCUGGAGAAUGAGAAGAGAAGACUUGAGACAAAGCUGAAGAUCCUCAGGGAGCAGGAGGACUACAACGGGAAGGUUGAGUAUCUUGUGAAGCAGCUGGAGAACGAGCUGGAGCAGCAGAUCGAAAGCUUGAAAUCCGACCAGAUCAAACUGCAGCCUGAGCUGCAGGAGGUCCAGGACGAGGUGGAUGAUACCAAGAAAAGGUAUGAAGACCAGUUGCGCAAGAGAGCUGAUCUUGAGAACGACUUUAUUGUGUCUAAAAAGGAAGUAGACGAAGGCCACUUGGAGGCAGUAGCUCUGGCUGUGGAUCUUGAGGACCUGAUGAGAACAAUGGCCUUCCUCAGGCUCGCAUUUGAUGAGGAGAUCAAGGAGCUGGAGUCACGCAUCCAGAACAAAACAGUGGUCCUACAGGACAACACCAGACGUUCUCUGGACAUGGACCAGUUCAUCAAGGCUGUUGAGAAUCAGUAUGCUACCAUGGCUACCCGCACCAGGGAAGAGGCUGAGCAGUGGAACCAGAGAAAAAUGGAAUCCCUGGUCCAAACUGUAGGAGAGCGCGAGCAAGAAGUCCGUGACAUAAAGAGGGAGAUUUCAGACUUGCUGCGUCUCAUCCAGAGGCUUACGGCAGACCUGGAGAGUCUCAGAAGGAAGGAAGAGGCCCUCAUGCUUGACCUUGAUGAUGCUAGAAAAGAGGGUGAGGAAAAUCUGAACAAGGCCCGGGAAAAUAUCGCUCUGCUGGAAGACGCUUUGAAGCGGACCAGGCAGGACUUGGCUUCACUGAUCCGUGAUCACCAAGAGCUGCUGAACAUCAAGCUGGCCAUGGACAUUGAGAUUAACACCUACCGCAAGCUGCUGGAGGGCGAGGAGCAGAGAAUGAGCUACCUAAUGCGCCAAUCAGAUUUCUAAAAAUAAACCAACCAAUCCAAGUCCUUACUUGCACGCAGACGUUCACCUGCCAACGACGCGAUACGUGCCAGCCAAACCGAAAGCC
Molecule: messenger RNA, 1156 nt
Organism: Pelmatolapia mariae (spotted tilapia)
Lineage: Eukaryota; Metazoa; Chordata; Actinopteri; Cichliformes; Cichlidae
Product: intermediate filament protein ON3-like
Exons: 9
Coding region: 1-1071 (356 amino acids)
Biological process (GO): intermediate filament organization; keratinization
Cellular component (GO): keratin filament
Molecular function (GO): structural constituent of skin epidermis
Source: RefSeq, a predicted model, not a curated record